AUAAGCAAUACAUUUAAAUUGUUUUUUUUUUUUAUGAGCAUUAUGGAUACAAACAGACGACUAUGCAACAAGCGCGUCUGUCUCACAUACAUUUUUACAUUUUCACUACUUGUCCUCUUUUUCUACCAUUUAAUGUGGAAUAACAGAAAGAGUAUUGUCGGUCUUACACGGCUGCAAGAGGAUGUUAACUGUAUAACGCAAGCGCUAAAAGUGGAUUGCGCUGGACAGAAAUAUAGCAACCUGCCUUGCGGAAAAACUAACUGCCUCGCCCGUGAUUCUCAGAAAUCAAUAGGAUGUAAUACACGAGAAUUGAAUGCUUGUGUGGAUACGCUGGUUAAGCGCAAGCUUGGUAAUAUAAUGGACGAUGUAUAUAGCCUAAAGAAAAAAGUUAUGGAAAGGGGGUGUAAUGUGAAGGGAAAUAGGGCCCCAGUUCCCAACACGGAGGCAUUGAUUUUGGCGCCAACUCGUAUAAACUACGCUUCAGAGGAGCUGGGUGCACGCAUAAUAUAUGCAAUAGCAAAGCCAAUUGGCGAAAGCAGCUUUAUUAAGAAUCUUCUCGGCCUUGAAUUUAGUGCCAACCCGCCAAUAAAUAUGUUGCGCCCGAGUAUAUUACCAGGAUCCUGCUUCGGCUUUCGUGGCACUGAGGCUACGGUGUCGCUGCACUUGGCCAAAGUUAUAUUCGUGGAUGAAAUAAGUCUGUCGCAUGUGGCCAAGGAGAUGACUCCCAGUGCAUCUGUGGAUAAUGCGCCAAAAGAUUUUGAAGUAUAUGGUUUACCUCCAGAUAGCAACAAGAAAGAGCUGUUAGGUCAGUGGGUGUACGAAAAUGAUCUGAAGAAACGUACACAGAAUUAUGUUGUCAAAAAUAAGCGAAUCUUUUGCACAUUGGUAUUUGUAUUUAGGUCAAAUCAUGGCGGAAAUUCCACCUGCGUCUAUCGCGUGGAAGUGUACGGCCGAGUUCCAUAGAGCAUAUGUUAAUUAACGUUAAUAAUUAUGAAUGUUGAGUUCAAGUUUUAUCAGA
This is a messenger RNA of Drosophila novamexicana, 1018 nucleotides long. RefSeq names its product SUN domain-containing protein 1 (gene spag4). The record is from RefSeq and is a predicted model, not a curated record. The transcript has 4 exons. Gene Ontology annotation, molecular function: protein-membrane adaptor activity. The coding region runs from base 34 to 963 and encodes 309 amino acids. Gene Ontology annotation, cellular component: meiotic nuclear membrane microtubule tethering complex; nuclear envelope. Lineage: Eukaryota; Metazoa; Arthropoda; Insecta; Diptera; Drosophilidae. Gene Ontology annotation, biological process: nuclear envelope organization.